CUUCACUUCUUCUUCCCUCACACAACAAAUUACUUUUUUAUUUUUAUUUUUUGCAGAUUUUCUACCAUGCCUUUCAAGAAGCCUCAUCACACCUCUGACAAGAGCUGCAUGAAAAAGGACGACGACAAGUUCGAAAUACUUCCCAGAGGACUCAAUAUUGUGUGGGGAAAUGAUUCACGAUACUGGAGAAUACCAGAGGAAGGUCCUGCAGAGCUUAUACAAGUUUCAUGGCUGGAGGUAUCGGGUGUGGUACAAAUAACAAAAGCAGGGACAUAUUCAGUUUCAUUUGAGGUUAAAGUUAAAGAAGAUGGAUUUGGAUGGGCAGGCACAGAUGUUCUAGUGAUGGCUAAAAUCGGUAAAACAGGAAAAUAUAGGUUUCAAGCAAACAGGCUAAGUCCUGGUGAGAACAUCAUUCCCUUCAAACGACUUGAGAUUCCUGUGGUCGGCCCAUCGGAUCUUCACUUUGGACUUUAUGAAGUCUGGAGCGGAAAAUGGAAGGGAGGCCUUCAAAUUAUCAAAGCUGUGAUCCAACCUCUCAAUUAACUUCAUCACCUUCUUCCUAUCUAUAUUCUUCAAAUUAUCAAAUAAUUCCAUACUUAUAUAUUUCUAAUAAAUUUUCUAUUUUAAAUUACUAAUUCAAA
This is a messenger RNA of Vigna radiata var. radiata (mung bean), 641 nucleotides long. RefSeq names its product protein PHLOEM PROTEIN 2-LIKE A9. The transcript has 3 exons. Bases 67 to 543 code for a protein of 158 amino acids. NCBI's taxonomy places the organism in Eukaryota, Viridiplantae, Streptophyta, Magnoliopsida, Fabales, Fabaceae. The record is from RefSeq and is a predicted model, not a curated record.